Molecule: messenger RNA, 1182 nt
Organism: Drosophila erecta
Lineage: Eukaryota; Metazoa; Arthropoda; Insecta; Diptera; Drosophilidae
Product: cyprosin
Exons: 1
Coding region: 1-1182 (393 amino acids)
Biological process (GO): proteolysis; cell death
Cellular component (GO): lysosome
Molecular function (GO): aspartic-type endopeptidase activity
Source: RefSeq, a predicted model, not a curated record
AUGAAUAUAAGUGUGAUUACCCUACUGUUCUGCCUGAUCGUGCUUGUGGAGGGCAGGAAAGUCCACAGGUUUCGACUGCAAAGACGAUCCCACCGCCACCACAAGCUUCCGCAACCCCAUCUGCACCUGCAAUUCCGCAACGCCCUGCGAAGGAAGUACGGAUAUACGCCACUCCGGACGGUGAAUGCUGUGCAAGUGGCCAGUGAGUCCGGCAAGGGAGCCGUGCUGUCCGAAGCCCUGAUAAAUUCCUACGAUACCAACUUUUUCGGACUUGUAUCGGUCGGAGAUCAGCCAUUCACCGUGCAAUUCGACUCGGGAUCCUCGGACCUCUGGGUGCCCAGUUCCAAUUGCGAAUUCUGCAUCAAGAAGUGCGGCAACAAGUUCUUCCAAAAGUCCAAGUCCAAGUCCUUUCGGUCGAGUGGAGUUCCAUUUAGCAUCACCUACGGCUCGGGAUCCGUGAAGGGAAUCGUGGCCACGGACAAUGUUGGCUUCGGCGAUCUGAAGAUCCUGCAGCAAGGCAUUGGAUUGGUCAACAUUUCCGACUCCUGUUCCGUUUUCGAUGGAAUCGCUGGCCUCGCCUUCCAGCAGCUCUCCAUGACCCGAUCGGUGCCUCCAUUCCAGCAAAUGAUUGACCAACAGUUGGUGGAGAAGCCGAUCUUCUCUUUCCACCUGAAGAGCGGCUCCAGCGACGGUGGCUCCAUGAUUCUCGGUGGAUCGAACUCGAGUCUGUACUACGGCCCCUUGACCUACACCAAUGUGACCGAGGCCAAGUACUGGACCUUCAGGAUGGACGGCAUUGAGGUCCAUGGGAAGGGUUCGAGGCGCUGCGACUCGGGCUGCAAGGCCAUCAUGGACACGGGCACCUCCCUGAUCGUGGGUCCUGUGAUGGACGUCCUCUACCUGAACCAGGCCAUCGGAGCCAAGCACAAUGCCACCUAUGACCUGUACACCGUCGACUGUGACUCCAUUGACCAACUUCCGAUCAUGGUGUUUUACAUCGCUGGCAAGGAGUUCUUCGUGAAGCCACAGACCUACGUGAUUGUGUACCAGGACUUUUGCUUCGCCGGCUUGAUUGACAUGCGGGGCCUGGACUACUGGAUAAUCGGCGAUGUCUUCCUGCGGGAGAACUAUGUGGAAUUCGACUGGGCCAGGAAGAGAAUAGGCAUAGCACCGGCUGUAUAA